GUGGGUGCGUGCGUGCGUGCCGUCAGCUCGCCGGGCGCCGCGGCCUCGCCCUCGCCCUCCGCCCCUGCGCCUGCACCGCGUAGGCUGCCCCCCCCGCCCCGCGCGCGCACCCCGUCGACGACCCCCGCCCGCGCCCCACCGGCCCCCCCUCUUGUAAAAUUUAAAGGGGGCGCAGCAUUAACGCUUGCCGCUCAGGUGACCUCUCAGGGGUCUCCCCGCCAAAGGUGCCCCGCCGCCGAGGAACAUGGCGAAGGUGGAGCAGGUCCUGAGCCUCGAGCCGCAGCACGAGCUCAAAUUCCGAGGUCCCUUCACUGAUGUUGUCACCACCAACCUAAAGCUUGGCAACCCGACAGACCGAAAUGUGUGUUUCAAAGUGAAGACCACAGCACCGCGAAGGUACUGCGUGAGGCCCAACAGUGGGAUCAUCGAUGCAGGGGCCUCAAUUAAUGUAUCUGUGAUGUUACAGCCUUUCGAUUAUGAUCCCAAUGAGAAAAGUAAACACAAGUUCAUGGUUCAGUCUAUGUUUGCUCCAUCUGACACUUCUGAUAUGGAAGCAGUAUGGAAGGAGGCAAAGCCAGAAGACCUUAUGGAUUCAAAACUUAGAUGUGUGUUUGAAUUGCCAGCAGAAAACGAUAAACCACAUGAUGUAGAAAUAAAUAAAAUUAUAUCCACAACUGCAUCAAAGACAGAAACCCCAACAGCAUCUAAGUCUCUGAGUUCUUCCUUGGAUGACACUGAAGUUAAGAAGGUGAUGGAAGAAUGUAAGAGGCUUCAAAGUGAAGUUCAGAGGCUACGGGAGGAGAACAAGCAAUUCAAGGAAGAAGAUGGACUUCGGAGGAGGAAGGCGGCGCAGAGCAACAGCCCCAUGUCAGUGCUGGCCGUGGCUGGGAAGGAGGAGGGCCUCAGCACCCGUCUGCUUGCGCUGGUGGUCUUGUUCUUUAUUGUUGGUGUAAUUAUUGGGAAGAUUGCCUUAUAGAGGCAGCAUGCAAAGGAUGGUAAAUUGUAUUCAUGGAUCCACCAUAUCAUGGGAUUUAAAUUUAUCAUAACCAUGUGUAAAGAGAAAUUAAUGUAUGAUGACAUCUCACAGGUCUUGCCUUUAAAUUACCCGUCCCUGUACACACACUACACACAUACACACAUGCACAUAUAAUGUAACAAUCUUUUAGAAAGUUAAAAAUGUAUAGUAAAUGAUUGGGGGAAAAAGAAUAAUCUUUGUUAAUGAUGAGGGAAACCAUGAUUAAUGCCACAAUGGCAUAUUGUAAGUGUCAUUUUAAACAUGGGUAGGCCUUGGUACACGUUGCUGGAUUACCUCUCUUAAAACAAGACACUCUUCCUCUCCUGUUGGUGCUGGCCUGUGGGGAGCUGGAGCCAGUGCGGAGGGGAGUGCGGUCAGCUCCACGCAGUAGCCUCCCACGCUGCCCACACCCGCUCCAGGCUGCUUUUCCAUGUCUUCAGUUUUGUCCAAGCCAUCAGCUCCUUGGGACUGAUGAACAGAGUCCGAAGCCAAAAAGAAUUGCACUGUGGCAGCAUCAGACGUGCUUGUCAUGAACGAGAGGCAUGUGUUGACUGAUUGACCCAAUACUUUGGAAAUAAACGUCAGUGCUUUGUUCUCUUAAAGGGACCAAGCUAAAUUCCUGUUGGUUCAUGUAGUGAAAUCGAACUGUAAUUCAGAGAUGUUUAAUGCAUAUUUAACUUAUUUAAUGUAUUUCAUCUCAUGUUUUCUUAUUGUUACAAGAUUACAGUGAAUGCUACCCGCUACCUAACGCCAGUGCUGUCGGAAGGCCGUGGGCUCCUCUGUCUCUGGAGGUUCUGGACAUGUGGAGCUGGGGUUUGUUGGAAUGUUGGAGAAGAGCGAUCAGGAAGUGGUUUUCAGUGUCAAUAAAUAACAGCUGUCAUAGGGAGGGAAAUUCUUAGUAGUGACAGUCAACUCUAGGUUACCCUUUUUAAUGGAGAAGAGUAGUCAGUCUUCUAGAUUGUUCUUUUACCACCUGUCAACUACCAUGCAUACUCCUAGCGCAAAGGCCCAGGUUUGGUCCUGACCUCCCCUUGGGGCCCAGGCUUGGAGUCAGGACGAAUGAAUGAGGCUGCAGAGGGCUAGGGGGCGGGCACCAGCAGGUGGGAGUGGGAAAUGGUGAGAGAGACUCCUCAGCUGAUCCAACUAGUAGUAAUUGAGAGUUUGACUGUGAAUUAAUUUUAUGCCAUAAAAGACCAAUCCAAUUCUGUUUGACUAUGUAGCAUCUUAAAAAGCAAAAAAAAUUACAAUAAAGCCCCAAAAUUAA
Propithecus coquereli (Coquerel's sifaka) is the source of this 2279-nucleotide messenger RNA. RefSeq names its product VAMP (vesicle-associated membrane protein)-associated protein B and C (gene VAPB). Bases 245 to 976 code for a protein of 243 amino acids. Gene Ontology annotation, molecular function: FFAT motif binding. The record is from RefSeq and is a predicted model, not a curated record. Gene Ontology annotation, cellular component: plasma membrane; endoplasmic reticulum membrane. Lineage: Eukaryota; Metazoa; Chordata; Mammalia; Primates; Indriidae. Gene Ontology annotation, biological process: endoplasmic reticulum membrane organization. The transcript is spliced from 7 exons.